Racocetra fulgida is the source of this 464-nucleotide messenger RNA. The record is from the annotation of a GenBank genome assembly. NCBI's taxonomy places the organism in Eukaryota, Fungi, Glomeromycota, Glomeromycetes, Diversisporales, Gigasporaceae.
UGAGAAAGAUAAUAAAUUUGAAACCCUCAUAAAGUCAAUAUCAAAACAAGAGGCUAUUCCUGUCAAAAUUUCUUUAAUAACAAAAACAAUUGGCAUAGCAAAAAGUACUUUAUUUUACUUUUUAAUAGGUAUUUUAUUACCUUUAUGGAUAAUAAUAGUGUUAAGUACUUUAACAAUUCAAAAUAUAAAAUCAAGAAGAAGAGUAGCAAAGAUUUUGGCAGCAAGAGAAGUAAAAGAUUCUAAUUGGAAUAUAACAUCAAAUCUCACAAGAUCUAAUAUUAUUGUGUCUAAUAUUGAGGGAGAUUCAGUAGAAACGGUAAUUAAUAUUCAAAAUUUUCUUACUCAUAGUUUACCUUCAUCACCGACAGGUCAAAGUCUUUCUAAUGAAACAGUUGAUGAUAAUACACAUGCUAUUACGAUGGCAGACUUUUCUACAUCAUCGCUUUUUCCACAAGUUUCAAUAU